UUUCACGUUUUGACAGCAAGGACAAUAUCUUGUGUUUGUAUUGGGACUGCAUUGCAGCCCCAAGUAGUGUAUUUGAAUUUUUAGAAAAUGUUGUCACUGAACACUUUGCGGAUUUUGUGCACAUCCCGGGCUUUACUGCACCACAGCUGGCUUAUGACGAAGCGACAGUCUGUUUAUAAAACUCUUACAUGUGCAGCACAUUUCAUGUCCACCAGCUUCCCCAAGAAGGACACAUGGCACAGCAACAUGGACCUCAACGCACUGGGAAAAGAAAAAAAGCGUAUUUACUCUACUUAUCCAGCCAGUUCAAUCAGGAAUUACUGCACAGGUCAAGUCAAACUGAACUGCUGGAAUUGCAAACAGCCUCUUGAUACAGCUCCUGCAUUCUUCUGUAUGUCAUGUCAAGUCAUUCAGCCUCCGGAAGAAGAUGCAUCCUACUUUACAAUUAUGGAUUGUGACUUCACAUUCACACUGGACACACAAAAGCUGCAGAAAAGAUACUUGCAGCUCCAGCGGUCGCUACAUCCAGACAACUUCAGCCAGAAAUCUGUGAAAGAACAGGAGUAUUCAGAAAGCCACUCGGCUCUCGUGAACAAAGCAUACCAGACUCUGCUUAAGCCUUUGAGUCGUGGUCUUUAUAUGCUGGAGCUGGAGGGGGUGCGUACAGACGAGGGCACCGACUCCGGGGCCGACUCGGGGUUCCUAAUGCAGCUGAUGGAGAUCAAUGAAGCUCUUGAUGAAGCACGGACUCCAGAGGACGCCAAUAAGAUCGGCCAAGACACAAAAGGGAAACUGGCAGUCUUGACGGAGGCGAUAGACGCUGCCCUUCUUGAAGGAGAGCUUCAAGCCGCCAAAGCCCUGCUUGCCCAAAUGAAAUACUAUGCGAACAUCGAAGAGAAAGUAAAGGAAAAACUUUCUGAAUUCAUGUAAUUUCCCCCUUAGUGUCACUUUAUUUAAUAUUUGUAGUUACUGUUAAAAAUGAUUGCACAUUUGUCUAGAGAUUAUAUAAAUCUAUUGUUGAAGUUGAAUAAUAAAACUACUUGUAAUGCAUCUUACAAAACUGAAUUAAUGGUGAUUUGUACUUUUUAUAUUAAUAAUUGUACAGAUACAAGGGUGUAAUUGGAUGCAUGCAGUAUCUCCCUUGAAUUCCACUAAUUUCACGAGCCUAAUCAUAUCCACUUGUACCUAAUGUAUCAUUAAAUAUGACAGAGAUCUAUAAUUGGCGCUGAUUAAAUGUGUUUAUAUGAUUAUCUUGCCUAUCAGUCCAGCACGCAGGAACAGUUCCUCAGGGUGCCUUUAAGUGGAGACAUAACACCUUGACAAUCGUCAUGCAGAGGCGCAGUACAUGUUGUACAAACUGGAUGUGAAACCAGAACGAAGUCCUUUAUUGGGGUAGACAACCUAUUGAAUUAUUCAUGGUGGCUUCGCAUCGACGCUAUGAUCAUGGAAGACACCACAGAAUGACGAUGACUUGAUGAGCCAAAGAUCUGUGAUCUGUGUAAAGUUCUAGCUCAUAAAUUGAUGCACAUUGACCCUGCACACCUAUGCCUGCAGCACACCGAUAGGUGCAUCAGAAUGUAAAUGAAUCCAUCUUCUCUCUCAUUUCAGUUUUUCUUUUUUUUAAACACCGUAUAUUUAUAAUCUGUAAUUGCUUUGCAAAUUGGAGCUCCAGUCACAUCAAGGCUUUUGAUCCGAGAAACCGAUACAGGUGCAAUCACGCUGAAAAUAGUGAGGUCGUCACUGAAUCUGAUGGCAGAAAGGGAACCAUCAGAUCACGUAUCAUAUGAAACAUGUUAUUUGACACACACUAGCGUGACAACCUAAACCAUUUAGUAUGUGUUAGUGGUUUUACCCUGACACUGUACACACCCCACUGUAACACAUUGUGACUGGUUGUUUAUUAAGUCUGGAACCACGAUGUUGUUUGUCUAUGGCUGUUUUUGUUUUUUUUUACCACGGAGAGGCAGUUUCCUUAAUACACAUGGAUGGACAUUGAAUUAAACAGUGCCCACCACAAGGAGACUAACAGGCCUAUUUAUUAUUCAUGUCGUAAUCGGAAAGCAUCUACGGCGCCUUUUGAAUUAAUGAGAAAAUGUGAUGACCAACACUGAAGCCACUGCUGUCUCCCAAAACUCUUUAAAAUGGAGUUUGAAAGAGACGAAAGGGGAAAAAAAGACCGACUACAGCUGUGCUGUGAAAUUGAAUUGGAUGGCAAGAUGAACUAGGUACAUGUGAUCACCAUACGCUGGCCAUGGUGCACUGGGUUGAUUCAAAUAUUCUGGAAAGGCCUACAUGACCCAGUUAAUAGAAGGCCUAUGAUUGCACCAAUUUGACAUUUUGGGGUAUUAGAUAUUCAAUAUUUUAUGGAGCGUUAGAUGAAAAAAUGUAUACCACUCACACAUCUGUCAAAUGAAUAUCAAACUGCAGCUGGUUAUCUUAGCAUUAAGAUUACCAGCGUCUUUACUUUAUAUCUCAUCGCUUUAAUCCGUAUAAAGCCAUAGUGCAAAAACAACCAUUUGCAGUAUCAGGCAGGGUUAUGUGCUGGACAUUUUCUUAGCUGGGUGCAGUUACUGCAAUGUGACUUUUAUUAACUUUGGACAGACCCAAGCUGUGUCCCCUUGUUUCUAGUCAUAAUGCUAAGCUAAGCUAACCAUCAGCAGCUCAGUAUUUAAGGACACAUAUGAGAGUGGUAAUGUUUAUGUAUAACCCUCGGCAAGAAAGCAAAUAAGCAUGUUUCCCAAACCGUUCCUUUAACACUGUGGAAGUAAUAAUGAGACUGUCUACAUGCAUUAAUACCAAAAUAUUUCCUUUCAUCAAUUUGGAAUUAUGUAAUAAGUGAGGCUUAUUUCGCUUUUCAGUUUUCAUACCGUCAAAAAAACGUUGUAUCGGCGAUGUUGUUUCCAAAUUGAGUCUCAUUUCAUGGCUGCAUAUCACCAUGUGUAGCGCCUGUGAAAAAUGAUUCCAGGCACAAGUGCUGUAACUUGGAAAAUCCCUGGAGAGCAAUUUUACCUGCAUGGAUUAUGGCGUCUAAAUAAGCCUCCAAAAACGUGAGUAACAGUGCAUGUUCUAAUUGCAGUAUUAAUCAUCUCCGUAUGGCCUUAACGUAAAUAUCAUAAUAAGAUUAAUGUGUUCCCGUGACCUGUGUCUUAAUCAUAAUGUUCUCUUAAUCACAUUAAGACUGAAAUGUUGGUGGGCCGCUGAAACACAAUUGCAGUACUCCUGACAGAAAGCUAAUGGGAAAAUUCCUCAUUACAGACUGUUUGGCUUAUGAUGAUGAAGUACAGACACGACUGUACUAUAUAGAAACCUUCAGCUAUGGAUACAAACAGCAGCCUAUUAAAGGUCUGAUUGACAAAAGUUUAAACCAGUAGAGGAUGGCUCACUGAGCUCUGUCUCUGUCUUUAUGAUCCUCGCCCCUCCACUCAGCUGCUGUGUGACUCACCCGUUGAGUGUGUGUCCCAUCAUCUCACAGAUACCUUGAGCCUGCUGUGUGUGCUUGUGUCUCACCGGGUAGUAAUGCCAUUAUAAUCUACCACCAUUAGGCUUUCUUCCCGCCCUUAAUCCGUGUUUUGAAGUUGUUUUCCUCGUCUCUUCACCAAGCCGCGUCGUUGCCUCCCCACAAAGCUCCUAAACCGCAGUCUACUUUGAAACCCAUUACUCUACGAAAAAUGUGCUCUCUGAAUCUUUCUUUGAGUGUGCACAUUUUGAUUUGAGUUUCCAGUCUGAAUCCUCCCGUUGGAACAUUUUGACACUGAUUUGUGUCGACAGAGGGAUGUGACAGUCUUCACAAAGAUCAAGAGCACUUGUAGCAAUCUGCUAUUUACACUGUCUGCUAUCGGUGACAACAACACAACACCCGGCAUGUCUCAUAUGUCUGGUAAUGUGAUAUUAUACAGUGAGCUAAUUGGAAAAUAGAAGCUGGCAUCAUAAAAUACCACUAUUUUUCCCUUUUGCGCUUCAAACAUGCAGGUGAGUAUUCAUUUUCUCUGAAUAUUCUCUCCACUUUCUGCUUCAUGUUAACAUCUUAUCUCCGACUUUAAUGGGGGAUCAGUUCAUUAAAAGCAUAGAUGCGAUAUCUCACGCACUCCAGAUUUUGCUUUGUUUUAUCCUAAUUGAAUGUAAUUAUAAGUCAAAUCAGAACACACUUUGACCAUAACCGCCUUUCUUCUCAGCUGCGUGUUUGUGGGGAGAAUUCCCAGAGGUGAUCCUUACUGCGGCAGGCGAGCUGCUCCUCUAAGCUUUUGAUAUAGCCUAUGCUGAGAGAUUUCUGGGGGAAUCUCUGCUCUCCGCAGCAACAUGAGGCAAAAAGCCGGUUCAUCUAAACACAUGUUUUUGUGUAGAAGUGGUUGUAUGUGUUUGCACAGACCAGAAUUGAGAGCCGGCGUAUUUUCAAAUACACAGUUGUCAAGUAAUCCCCAUAUCAAUAGGCUUUUCCUGAAGCUCUUGUCACAUGUAUUCCUCCAAAUUAUAAUGAAUUUGAUCUGGUACGCUGCACAAAUCAAACACAUUUUCUGUUGCGUAGCAUUCAUGUCUAGUAGCCCACAUCAGGUUACCGUUGCAGGUUUUUAAGGUACCUCUUUUCAUAGCUCAGAAUUGUGCAUAUAGGUUUCCCACUGCACACAAAUCAAAUCCAAGAUCCAGCUAUAGGGUAUUGCUGUUUAAAAGCCGGUAUUGCUUGUAUGUUAUUCGGUGGCAUACAUUCCUCAUAAUUGAGUCACUGAUGUGACUCAAACUGUCUCCCCUGAACGUUUAAGGAUGACUGUUCAAUCAAACUUUCUAUUCCAGUGAUUGUACAGGAAACUGGGCAUGGUCUUGAUAUUACAUAUUUUACAGCUGCAGUUCUUUUACCUAUAUGGUGUGGCUAUAUGCAAAGACAGGAGACCCGAUGAAUGCAAAUUUAUGUUUUUUUUUGCAUCUACAAAGUCAAAUAGCCCACAAAAGUAUAAUAUCAUUUAUCUGAGAUGUUUACAACAAGUUCUGGGGAGCUUAAUCCCCAUGGAAAAAGAGGGGUCCAGUUUAAAUUAAACAUCUAUGAAGCAGCAGGUUGCGGGUGGAUCUGCAAGUUAAGAGGGAUUCUUUGGAGCACUUGGCUGUCCCCUUGAAACACCAGGAGAGAUUGCUUCAAAAGGCUCCUUUGUGGUUCUUGAGUUGGGAAAGCCUUUGAAGGGGAAGAACCGGUGGUUUUAAACAAGGUGUAUGCGUGUGGAAACAGAUAAGUCAUUCACUUUUAGCUCAGUCGAGUGCAAACCACUCGCCUCUGGUGAGAUCACGCUCCUCACCUCAUCUCCUCCUCUGUGCUGCGGAUACUCCCCGCUGCCUAUCUCACAGCAAUCUCAUUGUCCAAGGUUCAGCUCUGGCCUUGUUUCACAUCUCAUCUGAAUAACUUGCACAGCAUUGAAUCACUGAAUUCCACUCUGACAUUGUGGCUCUUACGUGGCGAAAGGCAAAAACUUUUACAAAGCUCCAAAAACUUUGAGUAUUCCUUGCUUCGAUUUUACUCCCAAAUGAAGAUGAACACCAGAGGCAUAGGCAAAGACAGUUUAGGGGCAUGCUAGGGGAGCCCCAAAUGAAUGAAAAAUGUAGGCUAACACUAAUACAAAUUUAUUACGAUUGUUUUGACAAAAAAAGCUCACAACAACAUAACUACGUAGCCUAUUCAAAUAUAAAAGACCUAUUUUCUUGGUUGCCCGCAGCAUCAUCCUAGAACAUUACCCUAACAGCUAAUAGCUAGCUGGAGUUAACAUC
This is a messenger RNA of Anarrhichthys ocellatus (wolf-eel), 5745 nucleotides long. It is a transcript of the gene hscb, whose product is annotated as HscB mitochondrial iron-sulfur cluster cochaperone. Gene Ontology annotation, cellular component: mitochondrion. Gene Ontology annotation, biological process: [2Fe-2S] cluster assembly; protein complex oligomerization. The coding region runs from base 88 to 930 and encodes 280 amino acids. The transcript is spliced from 6 exons. NCBI's taxonomy places the organism in Eukaryota, Metazoa, Chordata, Actinopteri, Perciformes, Anarhichadidae. The record is from RefSeq and is a predicted model, not a curated record. Gene Ontology annotation, molecular function: protein-folding chaperone binding; ATPase activator activity.